Myotis brandtii (Brandt's bat) is the source of this 4140-nucleotide messenger RNA. It is a transcript of the gene ACKR2, whose product is annotated as atypical chemokine receptor 2. The coding region runs from base 2256 to 3512 and encodes 418 amino acids. The transcript has 3 exons. NCBI's taxonomy places the organism in Eukaryota, Metazoa, Chordata, Mammalia, Chiroptera, Vespertilionidae. The record is from RefSeq and is a predicted model, not a curated record. Gene Ontology annotation, molecular function: chemokine receptor activity. Gene Ontology annotation, biological process: immune response; G protein-coupled receptor signaling pathway; chemotaxis. Gene Ontology annotation, cellular component: membrane.
UUGUAUUUGCAUAUUUUAUAAUGAGCCUAUAUUACUAUUGUAAUCAGGUAAAAAAGGAAAGAGAGAAAGAGAGUGUGGGGUCAGUGGUCCAGGACUCAGUCAGUGGUCAGGGUUAGAGUCAGCUCUGCUAGCUUGCGGCGUACCCCGCCUCCUCACCCCCGCUUCUUGUGAAACCAGGGAGGUGACACCGUGCAGCCUCUUCACAAAGGAGCCAGGAAGACUUUCGAGAAUUGGAAUAUAAGAGCCUCAGGAAGUACUGAGCCCCAGGUAAAUGCCAGGACUGGGUACUGCUGUUUUCAUUGUGUUUUUUACAUCCUAUUGAAUCCAAAUGCCGCAAUUCCCAUGGUGGACCAUGCAGAGGGCAGCCGGCCUCCUGAGAGUCUGACGAGAGAGCUCAGCUCCCAGGGUGUGUGGUCAGGACUCCGACUCUGGAGCCGAUGGCAGGGACUUGCUAGCUAGUCUUGACGUCCACUUGCUGUGUGUCUUGGGCAAAUUACUCCCCCUCUCUGAGCCUCAUUUCUUCAUUUGCAAAAUAGGAAUAAUAAUAACCAUGCUUGUCCCAUAAGGUUGUUGGGAGCAGUAAGUGAUUAAUAUAGAGAGAGCCUGGCUGAGGGGACCACAGCUGGCCUGCUGUCUUCUUUGCGAGGUAAUGUAACUUGAGUGUUUAAGAGCAUGGACUCUGCCUUUCAGUUCCUGGCUCUACUGCUCACUUGCUCUGUGACAUUGGGCCAGUUCCCUACCCUCUCUGUGCCUGUGUCCUCAGCUGUAACACUGAGCUAAUAAUAGUACUUAACUUCCAUAAGGUAAGUGAGAGGCUAGGUGAGUCAAUAUCCAGCGUCCCACCCAGGAUUCCAUGCUGUUAGCUGUUAUAAUAAUUGUAUCAGACUUAAUCCUCAUGAAUUUCCCGGCUGUGUUUAUUUUAUGGGUGAGAAAACAGGCUCCUGGAAGUCAAGGGCUCCAGGGUGGAAGUCUGACUUUGUCUCAGGGCCGGCAGGGUUAACGGAGUUGGGGGGGGGGGGGGGGCCAGCUCUGCCCCCAGGCGGCCAUUCGUGAGCUCUCUCCCUGCGGGUCAUUCCCGGGCUCUGGACUCCUUCCUUCAUAUCUUCCUCCUGCGGCUGUCCCGUCCUCUUUCCUGUUUUUCUAUUCCCACACCAUCAGCCUGAGCGAUAGCAGCCUGGUCUCCGAUCACUUCUCCAUCUCUAGUCCCCAUCCUUCACCCCUAUUUUUGAAUGAGCAUCCCAGACUCCGGGCCUGGUUUCAAAUCCCAGCUCUGCUACUUACUCGCUGUGUGGCCUCGGGGAGUUCCUUAGCCUCUCUGCAACUCAGGUUCCUCCCAUGUAAACAGAGGUGAUAGCAGUACCUGCCUCCAAGUGGUUUUGCCAGGGUGAAAUGAAGUGGUGCAUGUCAGGUUCUGAGAACACAGCCUGGCCCACAGGCAGUGCCGUGAAAGUGGUGGGUAUUACCGUUGUUGUUUGUUGUUGUUGCUGUGGACACAGUAGAAUUUAAUAGCUGCUGUUUUCCCAAUCCCAGAAAGAGAUCCCAGUUCCCCCAGAGGCAGGUGUUCUGCCAGGUGCCUCAACACCGGAGCGCUUUCCACAGCCGGAACCGGUGGUCAGGGUGUGAGUUACUUCUCAACUCCUGACUCACCUUGGUUAGCCGCAGCUGGGCGGGGCAUGCAGGGUGGCAAUGCCAGGGUUACGGGCAGGGGAUGCCCAUGCCAAGCUUAGCCAGGCGGUGUCUAGUUGGACCUCCAUUCUACCCCAGUCCUUCUGAAGCAGCGAGGGGAGCCUCAGGGGUGUUGGGGGGCCACCGGGCACAUUCCGUGACACUGGUCCAGGCAGGCGGCUGAACAUGACUCAAGUGGAAAUAGUGGGGCCUGUGGGCGAGUCACGCUGCAUGGUCACGGGCUCCCAAGCUGCGAGGGCAGAGUUGGCUCAGGCCGAGAGAACAGCUUUCAGAAGGUUUUUGGCUCAGCUGUGUCCAGGGUGUGAGUGGGGGAGGCAGAGAGCCAGGUAAGGGAAAAUGAGGCAAGAGAAGGGUGGGAGUCAGGUGAAGGUGCUCAUUAAUGCCAGCCCCUGGGCAAAUGUCAGUCUGUCACAGGAGGCGAGGGGAUCCUGCUUCCAGGAUGUGGAUUCUGAGGCUGACAGGUGACCUCGCAUUGGACAUGACGUUUCUGUUCUGGAACACACAACAAGAUGGAACCUAGUCUUGCUUCAUGACAGACUCGCAUCACUGCUUCCUCGCUCCAGGACGGGAUGUAUCCUCUCGACAUGGCCACCUCCCCUCAGCCACUCACCACCAAGGUCGCCAGUUCCGAGAACAGCAGCGCCUUCUAUGACUACGAGUACUACUUGGACCAGGCGGCCUUCAUGCCCUGCAUGAAGGACGAGGUGCUGGCCUUUGGCAAAGUCUUCCUGCCGGUCUUCUACAGCCUGGUCUUUGUGCUGGGCCUGAGCGGGAACCUCCUGCUCCUAGUGGUCUUGCUCCGGUACGUGCCUCGCAGGAGGAUGACUGAGGUCUACCUGCUGAACCUGGCCAUCUCCAACCUCCUGUUUGUGGUGACCCUGCCCUUCUGGAUCACCACUGUGGCCUGGCAUUGGGUCUUCGGGAAUGUCUUGUGCAAGAUGGUGAGCGCUCUCUAUACCAUCAACCUCUACAGUGGCAUCUUCUUCAUUAGCCUCAUGAGCCUGGACAAGUACCUGCAGAUCGUCCACGCUCAGCCCCACCACAGGCUGAGGCCCGGGGCCAAGCGCUGGCUCCUGGCUGUCAUCGUGUGGGCGGUGGCCCUGGCUGUCUCCAUCCCUGACAUGGUCUUUGUGCGGAUCCAUGAAAACCACGAGGGUGUGUGGAACUGCCAUGCGGAUUUCGGGGGGCAUGCGACCGUCUGGAAGCUCAUACUCCGCUUCCAGCAGAACAUCCUGGGGUUUAUCCUCCCACUCUUCGCCAUGAUCUUCUUCUACUCCCGCAUCGGCUCUGCCCUGGUCAGGCUGAGGCCCCCGGGCCAGGGCCGGGCUCUAAAGGUAGCCGUCUCCCUGGUGGUGGCCUUCUUCGUGCUGUGGUUCCCGUACAACCUCAUCUUGUUCCUGCACUCGCUCAUGGACCUGAAAGUCUUUGGGGACUGCGAGACCAGCAAUUACCUGGAUUAUGCGCUGCAGGUCACAGAGAGCAUCGCCUUCCUUCACUGCUGCUCCACACCCAUCCUCUACGCCUUCUCCAUCCGCUGCUUCUGCCAGUACCUAAAGGCUUUCUUGGCCGAGUUGUUUGGACGGCGCCAGGGACCAUGCCCUGCCCAGGCCCCACUGUCCAGCUGUUGUGAGAGUAGCAGCCUCACUGUCCAAGAAGAAAUGACCAGCAUGAAUGACCUUGAGGAGGGGCAGGCUGAGGACUCCCCCAACAAGGGGGCUGUCGGGGGAAAUAAAGCCUCAGCGGCCAUGCCACAGUCCGGUGAGAGCGGAGGGGACCCAGCUCAGCUGGGCAUCCACCCAGCGUCUUCUCUCCAAGGGCCCCCGUGACCACGCUGCUCAGCCCAGAGCUCAGUUCUCAACCCUCAGCAGCACCCGCUCACUCCUUCCAGGACAUCAUACUCCCUGAUCUGCUGCAGUGGUUGCCCAACUGACCUCUGUGUCCUAUUGCCACCGUCUCCUAUCAUCUCAUCUGCACCCGCAGCCAGAGUGAUUGCAACACCUUCGGCCUUCACUGCCAUCUCCCUCCCAGAAGCCUGCGGCCUCCCACCCACCAGGCCGCUCCUGGCCCUCGCGUUCAGCUGGGGAAAUCCUGGUGUUGUUUUGUUUAAUGCUGCAACCUUGGUGGUGGCUCCGGAGCCUGGCAGUCCGGAGGCUCUGGACAUGCAGCACCUGGGGACCUGCCGAGGGGGAAAGGCAGACGCGGCUCCGUCCAGGAGCAGGGCUGCCCCCUCCACCCUGGGAAGUGUGGCGAGGGCAUUCACAGCAGUUACUACCUAGGAAAACAUCGCUUUUCUUCCCGGGGAGCCUGGAAUUCCACCAGUGGCACGUCAUUCCCGACUGGCUUUGUUAUAAGCUUUCCUCACAGAAUACACAUAGCGGGCUUUUCUCUGAGGGAGAGAAACACUGGUGCAGAAAUGAGAGCUGCUGGGUCAGGACAGGUCUCAGUCUUCCUACU